CCAUAAUUAUCUGAUUCACGCGGCGGGAGUUAAUGUUGUCAUCGAAGUCAAAAUCAACGCAAUUUGCGUUACUUUUUCCAUUCCUUGGCCUUCUCCGUCUACCUCUCCCUUCUAGAUUGGAGUUUGUUUUCCAUUUGUUUUUUUUUCUGGUUUUAAUAGUAAAAGCCUUUCCUCUAGAUGACUUGCGUUUUUUUAAAAGCCUAAAAACACAGCAAUCCCAUAGGCCCAUUCGACUUCCCAAUUCCGUCAACUUUUUUCACUCCUUCCAUCUCUCCUUUCUCUGUUUCUCUCUGUGAAAAAAAGGUUUUUUGUUCGAGAUCUUUUGAGGCAUGCCGUCGCAAGAAUACAUGGACAAGAUGCAGGUCCGCCAGAGCUAUCGAAAUCUCUGGCACACCGAUCUCAUGGGCACCAUUCAACGCGACCCUCCUUAUUGCUGCUUUGCUUUUUGGUGUGGGCCAUGUGCAUCCUACAUGCUCCGAAAACGAGCGCUUUAUAACGACAUGUCAAGGUAUACAUGUUGUGCUGGUUAUAUGCCAUGUAGUGGUAAGUGUGGAGAAAGUAAAUGCCCGGAGUUCUGCCUUUGCACUGAGGUUUUCCUCUGCUUUGGAAACUCAGUGGCCUCUACCCGAUUUCUGUUGCAAGAUGAAUUCAACAUUCAAACAACAAAAUGUGACAAUUGCAUCAUUGGUUUCAUGUUCUGCCUACAACAACUUGCCUGCAUAUUUUCCAUAGUUGCAAUGAUUGUUGGAAGUGAUGAGAUUCAAGAGGCGUCACAGUUACUGAAUUGUUUGGCUGAUAUGGUUUAUUGCACGGUCUGUGCAUGCAUGCAGACGCAACAUAAGGUUGAAAUGGACAAACGGGAUGGCAUGUUUGGUCCACAACCAAUGGCCGUACCCCCUGUUCAGCAGAUGUCUCGCAUUGAUCAACCAAUUCCUCCUGCAGCUGGCUAUCCACCAGCAGCAUAUGGACAGCCUUAUCCACCUCAGGCACCUGUCUAUCCAGCGCAAGGUUAUCCGCCAGCCGCAUAUCCUCCUGCUCAGUAUCCUCCAGCUGCUUACCCACCACCGGGGUACCCACCAUCUGGUUAUUCUAAGUGAUCUUUCUCUGAGUUGCUUGUUGGUUGCUAGCACCAGAGUCUGGGUUACUGAGACAUCGAUAGAGCUUGGUAUUUAUUAUAAAAUAUGACUUGCAUGCUGUUGCGGUAUAUUUUGUGUGAUUUGCUUUUAGCAUUGCUGAUUUAAACAGUUAAAAGGUUUAAAAUUGGAUACUAUUAUCUUGUCUGCCCUCAAUAAUUGUCUUUUACUUAAUUAACUUUGGAGUUUAUGUAAAUUUGUAAAUUUUAUCUUCUAAAGGUACAUAAACCAUUAUUGU
Molecule: messenger RNA, 1371 nt
Organism: Durio zibethinus
Lineage: Eukaryota; Viridiplantae; Streptophyta; Magnoliopsida; Malvales; Malvaceae
Source: RefSeq, a predicted model, not a curated record